This is a messenger RNA of Aspergillus sclerotioniger CBS 115572, 510 nucleotides long. RefSeq lists its product as uncharacterized. The record is from RefSeq and is a predicted model, not a curated record. The annotation marks the transcript as partial. The transcript has a single exon. Lineage: Eukaryota; Fungi; Ascomycota; Eurotiomycetes; Eurotiales; Aspergillaceae.
GCGGCAUACGGCCCUCGGGUGGAGGGUCCAGACCCUGCGGACACGCUGACGAACAGCGGCUCCCGCAGGGCGGCUCCCCCCGGGAAUCUGUAUAAGAAGGCUGGCCAGCGGCCAACGAUCCACAGACUCCAUCGGUGCCGGGGACCGAGAACGGCCCCCGGACUUCAGACACCCCAGCAACAACGGGCACUCCCGGGCAUGAUUAAGCUGGCGCCGACCUGGCUAGCGACUCGAACUCACACUGUUACUAUCUCAGGGGUCACGGGCGCGACCAUACGAAAUGCAUGGAAGCUCCUAACCUCCAGUCGACGCGCAACCGGCAAGAAAGAGAACCUAGGACCAGGAAAGGCACCGGCCGCGCAGGAGAAGACCACGGGCUGAGGUGGGCGAUUACCCCCGUUCCUGAAGCGAGGCCCAGCUAAGGGACCUGUGCGCCACCAGUCACAGAGAGGCAACCUGCCUGGCAGGGAAGAAGUAUGGACUGGCUUCCGGCAGCUGAGAUCAGCUGCC